Molecule: messenger RNA, 627 nt
Organism: Brenthis ino (lesser marbled fritillary)
Lineage: Eukaryota; Metazoa; Arthropoda; Insecta; Lepidoptera; Nymphalidae
Source: the annotation of a GenBank genome assembly
AUGGCAGAUACUAAUUUAUUGCUACAAUGUCUUCUGGGAAUGCAGUGCAAGGACUUUGCGAUCAUCGCUGCAGACCAAUUGAACACACAAAGUGUUGUUAUCAUAAAAAAUGAUGUGGACAAAAUUUUCGAAUUAUCGGACAAGCUCUUACUUGGCGUGAACGGAGAUGCAGGAGAUAUGGCGCAGUUCUCUCAGUACAUAGCGCAGAACUUGCAGCUGUAUGAGAUGAAGAACAAGUACCAGUUGGCCCCAGCAGCCGUAGUGCACUUUACGAGAAAGAACAUGACUGAUGCUUUACGAAGUGGGAAUCCAACUAUAUUGAACAUGUUAUUUGCGAGUUACGAUGAGGAGAUGGGUAGUCAACUAUACACCAUGGACUUUUUAGCAUCUUGUGUAAACGUGCCCUACGCAUCGCAUGGCAUCGGAGGUCUCCUUGGAAUUAGUAUUCUGGACAACUAUUAUAGGCCAACUCUAUCGGAACUAGAAGCCUAUGAGGUAAUCAAGCUGUGCAUAUACGAGAUCCAACACCGGUUAUUUAUGAACCUACCCAACUUUAAAGUCAAAACGGUCUCCAAAGAUGGCGUCAAGACACUUCCUGAUAUUAAUACUGCGACGUUUGUGAAAAAG